Messenger RNA from Pristis pectinata (smalltooth sawfish), 790 nucleotides. RefSeq names its product ORMDL sphingolipid biosynthesis regulator 2 (gene ormdl2). Lineage: Eukaryota; Metazoa; Chordata; Chondrichthyes; Rhinopristiformes; Pristidae. The record is from RefSeq and is a predicted model, not a curated record. The transcript has 4 exons. Gene Ontology annotation, biological process: ceramide metabolic process; negative regulation of ceramide biosynthetic process; intracellular sphingolipid homeostasis. The coding region runs from base 66 to 527 and encodes 153 amino acids. Gene Ontology annotation, cellular component: endoplasmic reticulum membrane.
CUUUCAGUGACAGGUUAGGUUGAGCGGUGGAGGACUUCCUGGUUGCAGUUAAAGGUGGAGACAGGAUGAACGUUGGCGUCGCUCACAGUGAGGUUAAUCCCAACACUCGGAUCAUGAACAGCCGGGGAAUCUGGCUAGCCUACCUCAUUUUAGUUGGAAUUCUCCAUGUCGUCCUACUGAGUAUUCCAUUCUUCAGCAUUCCGGUGGUGUGGACCCUCACUCAUGUCAUCCACAACUCGGCCAUGUAUUGGUUUCUGCACACGGUUAAAGGAACACCCUUUGAGACUCCAGACCAGGGCAAGGCACGGUUACUGACACAUUGGGAGCAAAUGGAUUAUGGGAUCCAGUUUACGUCGUCACGCAAGUUUCUCACCAUCACACCAAUAAUUCUGUACAUGCUAGCAAGUUUCUACACUAAAUAUAACGUUGUUCAUUUCCUGGUGAACACGACAUCUUUGCUCACUGCCCUCAUUCCCAAACUCCCUCAGCUGCAUGGGGUCCGCCUUUUUGGCAUCAACAAGUAUUGAGCGGGUAGUUGGUAGCUGAGCGAAUGCUCCAGCCAGCCUCAGAAGGGGGCCAGUAUCAAUGAUGGGCACAAUGUACUGAGACAAUGAACCAAGAAGAAACUGCUGGCUCCACCUCUCAAAUUAGCAACUAUUUACUUACUUGCCCAAGUGGCAGACCUUGUAUGUAGGAAUUAUUCUCUUAUGGAUAAGCUGCUUGUGUAUAAUUUUAUAUUUCUCUUUCUCUCCUUUUGCAUCAAUUGUACACAUAUAAAAGGUUUAUAUCA